AUGGCGGAAGAAAAUUUAGAUAGUGUUCGAAUUAUUGGUGGUAAAGAGGCUCAACCAAAUCAAUUUCCAUAUCAAGUUGCUAUGAGUAUUUUAAUGAAUAAUAAAAAUAUUCAAGUUUGUGGUGGUGUUUUAAUAUCAAAUUCAUGGGUACUAACAGCAGCACAUUGUUUAUAUAAAGCUACUGCAGCUGAAGUUGUUUUAGGAGCACACGACGUAACUAAUUUAUAUGAAAUCACACAAAAGAGGAUAACAGUAAAAAAUAAUAGUUUUAUAAUACAUUCAGCUUAUCCGAAACAAUGGAUUGAUAUUGCUUUAAUAAGAUUACCAACUUCUAUUCCAUACAAUAGAGUUAUAAAAUCAAUACAACUACCAUGUAAUAGAGAUUCUCAACGAAAUUUUGUUGGAAAGAAUGUUCUUGUAUCUGGAUGGGGAAUGAUUUCAGAUAAACCUGGAAGUCUAUCAAAAACAUUAAAAUAUACUAAUAUACAAGUAAUAUCAUCUGAAACCUGUAAAAAAUAUUUUGGUUCAGCAUUAGCUGUAGAUCCAACAUAUAUUUAUUGUGCUAAUGGAAUAAAAGGUACAUCAACAUGUAGUGGUGAUUCUGGUGGUCCAUUAGUUUCAUUAACAUCAGAUGGUAAAGUUGAUAAAUUAAUUGGUAUUGUAUCAUUUGGUAUGGUUGGUGGCUGUACAAAAGGUUAUCCACAAGGUUUUGUUAAAAUUACUUCAUAUUUAAAAUGGAUCAAUGAAAAAACUGGUGGUGAUGUUAAAAUUUGUUAA
Molecule: messenger RNA, 777 nt
Organism: Condylostylus longicornis
Lineage: Eukaryota; Metazoa; Arthropoda; Insecta; Diptera; Dolichopodidae
Product: brachyurin-like
Exons: 6
Coding region: 1-777 (258 amino acids)
Biological process (GO): proteolysis
Molecular function (GO): serine-type endopeptidase activity
Source: RefSeq, a predicted model, not a curated record